Callorhinus ursinus (northern fur seal) is the source of this 1560-nucleotide messenger RNA. The record is from RefSeq and is a predicted model, not a curated record. Lineage: Eukaryota; Metazoa; Chordata; Mammalia; Carnivora; Otariidae.
CGGAAAUGGUUGUAGAGGAACAUGGCGUUGCUGGUGCGAGUCCUUAUCCCUGUAGCAGUUGUGGAUGGAUCAGUCAGACGGCUGAGAUUCAAGUCCUGAAGGCCAGUCAGAAGCUACUCAAGCAAUCCUGGAAGAAGUGAGGAAGGCCUGUACUAAGAGGGGAAAGUGUGGUUAAAGAGGAAGGGAUGAUUUCAACAGAGGAACCGGAUUAACAUUUCCCAGUGGUUUCCAGUAUGCAGCCGAUUGGUACCUGUGUAUUCUACACAGGGACAGUGGGGCAGGGCUCUGUCUGGUACUUUCCAGUGGCCUCAGAUGAGCCAGUCCCUAGAAUGUGGUGGAUCAGAACAGAUUCCUGGGAUAGAUGUUCAGUGGAGUAGGAAGUAUCACACCACAAAUAAGCUUUCUACUACCAAGGAUUCCCCACAGCCUGUUGAGGAGAAGGUUGGUGCCUUCACGAAGAUAAUAGAAGCCAUGGGAUUUACAGGACCUUUGAAAUACAGUAAAUGGAAGAUUAAGAUUGCGGCCCUGCGCAUGUAUACUAGCUGUGUGGAGAAAACUGACUUCGAGGAAUUCUUUCUAAGGUGUCAGAUGCCUGAUACAUUCAAUUCAUGGUUUCUCAUAACUCUGCUUCACGUCUGGAUGUGUCUAGUCCGAAUGAAGCAGGAAGGCCGGAGUGGGAAAUAUAUGUGUCGGAUCAUAGUUCAUUUUAUGUGGGAGGAUGUUGAGCAGCGUGGCAGAGUCAUGGGGGUUAAUUCUUAUAUCUUGAAGAAGAACAUGAUCCUUAUGACAAAUAAUUUCUAUGCAGCAAUCUUGGGAUAUGAUGAGGGGAUCCUUUCAGAUGACCAUGGGCUGGCUGCUGCCCUCUGGAGAACCUUCUUCAACCAAAAAUGUGAAGACCCUCGGCAGCUUGAAUUGUUGGUGGAGUAUGUGAGGAAACAGAUGCAGUACUUGGACUCCAUGAAUGGUGAGGAUCUGCUUCUGACGGGGGAGGUGAGCUGGCGCCCUCUUGUGGAGAAGAAUCCUCAGAGCAUCCUGAAGCCCCAUUCCCCAACUUACAACGAUGAGGGUCUUUGAUGGGGGCUGGUGUCUCUGAACAGCUGGCCCGCUGGCUUUGAGGAACUGCCAGGAGAGAGGUGCUUGUUUGGCCCGGAACCCUGCAGAAAGUGGCCUGAACUGACCUUUGAACGGCAUCUGUCAAAUACCUGGCCCCAUUUGUGUUGAUUAUCCUCUUAGUAUGCCCAGGAGUCUGAUCUGGUGGGGUACUGUGCUGGGAGAACCCUUGGCUCUUCUGAGGUAUCCUACCCCCCCGCCCCAGGAGAAGCCUGGAGCAAGAGCUCCCCAGCACACACUCCCCUGGUCCCCUCCAGGAACUGUGAUUGACAGCUUUUCCCAAAGGCCGCAGAGGGAUGGGGAUAGGUCAGCAAGGGGACACUUCCACCAAGGGCCCACCGUGGCCAAGGGGCAGUUUGGAAUGCUGCUGAGUCAAGACGGGUAACCACGCUCUGUCCUCCGGCUUUGAGCCAUGGAGUUGAGUUGGCCAUUAAAAGAUACAGAGACUUA